AUGGACAAGACGGUUGUUGGCGUAAAACGUGAUGAGAAACGUGAGGUUGAGCUGUUUGGCGAGCCACGAGAUCAAGGCUUCGUGAAGGGUGGACGUGAUCUGGACUUGGAGCGCAUCUUCAAACGUUCGGUUGAGCGUGGAACGUCGGAUGAGCAAGGAUCUCCCUCGUCCGUACUUCGACGAAGCUUGGCUUGCGAGAAAAUCAACGUUCGAGACAAAGGUUCGAAAUACUCGGGCGUUCGUACCUUGUCGAAAACGCGAAACGAUACAGACCGGAGUCCCAGAGCCACGAGUCAAGUUACAUCAGAGCAAACCCUCCUAGGGACUUGGACAGUUUUAUCGGCAGCUAGCCUGAGUACAGCACUGACUCAUCAUGAUGGCGUGUUGGUCGCUGAUCCCACCAAAAUUAUAACUCCGACUUUAGGUAGUACUAGUAGUACUAGUGUUCCCUGCUUCACAGACCAAGACCGCGCGUCUGAUCCUUCUCGCAGAAUGACUCGUAUCGUUGGUCUCCUGCAACAGGCGAAAGAUGUCUUAAAUGGCAAUAAAGCCGGGCACAACUUUGCGACGUUCAAAAAGAACGCCAGACAGGCGUUUCCGUCGAUAACUCUCCCAAAAAGUAAUAGACGCAGCGAUGGAUUCGUCCCUCGAGCCCUCAAAGGCACGCUUGGUCCUGCAUUUGAGAAUAAACGACGACUCCGAUGGGGUCGGGUCUCCCUAAUCGAGGGCACUGAAGUCGUCGUUGACGAAACAGGCAAGACUACCAUCGGAGAGGUGGUUUCAGCGGUCUUGCCGCUGCUCAACGAGAGCUGCUUGCUCCAGGAUAUCGAGCAUGACAUUGCUAUCCAGAUGUCCCAUGGGAGUAUCCCCUUGACACGGAGAGAAACUGCCCGCUCAGAUUCGAGGGAAUUCGAGGUGAGGGGGGAGUUAGUUGAUGGGCCCGUCCUCCUCAAAUCUUAUACCAAGCUAGUGGUGCACAAUGCCAUUGAGACAUCAGCGACGGACCAGUCCUCUUCGACCCCAUGGUUGGCGACGAAGAAGCGCGACUCGAUCAAACCAAAACCAACAGAUACGUCCUCGAAGUCCUCGGCAGGGUUGGCGACGUCCGAACUUGCCGACGACGAUGAGUACCACAAGGUGGUGAUCAUCAUCGACCAAUGGGUCGAUACUCACAAGCCCAGGUGGUCAAAAGCAUCUGUUUCAUGUAUUUCGGGUAAUGACCAAGCUUACAGCGAACCAUCCUAUCAACCGUUCGUCAGCGCAAACUGGAUGCUACAGACAGGGGCCAAACUUACCGAUAGCGACGUCAAGGGCGUGCUGUGCCGCCUCCACAUCUGA
Molecule: messenger RNA, 1338 nt
Organism: Suillus fuscotomentosus
Lineage: Eukaryota; Fungi; Basidiomycota; Agaricomycetes; Boletales; Suillaceae
Exons: 8
Coding region: 1-1338 (445 amino acids)
Source: RefSeq, a predicted model, not a curated record